This is a messenger RNA of Dreissena polymorpha, 3019 nucleotides long. Its product is annotated as sodium-dependent glucose transporter 1A-like. The coding region runs from base 178 to 1773 and encodes 531 amino acids. Gene Ontology annotation, biological process: transmembrane transport. The transcript is spliced from 5 exons. The record is from RefSeq and is a predicted model, not a curated record. Lineage: Eukaryota; Metazoa; Mollusca; Bivalvia; Myida; Dreissenidae.
UAUAUGUACUUGGUGGCUGAUAACUAAGUGCUCUGUUUUAAAUUAUCUUAUUUAAUAUCAUAAUUAAUGUAUUAAACAUCCAAAGAAUUAUUUGCAAGUUUGGCAUUCGUGUGAAUAGUUGUUUGAUAUGUAAGCAAAAAUUUCAUGUAAUACGGUUAUAUUGUAAAUAAAUAUUUUAUGAAAAAUAAUAUCAUGGCAGAUGGUCAGACUUUGGAUGUCAGGUUUGACGUCAUCGUUGAUGAUUUGGAAGAGCCAUCUAAUGUAUCAGUGAAAGGGGAUGAUAAUCAAACAAUGCUUAACGAUACCCCAUCUGAGGGAAAACAGGAAAACAACAAAAUGGACAAAGAAAAGCCUGAUCUACCCGGUCAAGGUGACGAACGUAGCUCCGAACCACAGGGGCACAGCCUAAGAGUGAUCAUCGCGCGUUUCAGGGCUCAGCCCGGAUUCAGAAUGCGAGUAUUGCACACCAUUUGUUGUGUGUGGAUGUUCAUCACUUUGGGUUGGGUGUUAGGCAUUAUUGGAGCAACUUUUCCGGAGCUACGCCUCAUUAUGGACAAGAAUAUAGAGACUGCGUCAUGGAUAUUUACUGCUGGAUCAUUGGGCUAUCUCCUCGGAUCUUUUGUUUUUGGUCUACUAUUUGAUAGGUUCAACCGACUGUUAAUGUUAUCCACGGUCACUUCGCUCUCAGCCGUUGCAAUAGCAGCAAUGCCAUGGUGCAGCCAGUUUCCACUCAUGGUUGCUAUCAAUCUUGUCAGUGGUUUCUUCACUGGUGGUAUUGACGUCAGCGGGAAUUCCCACAUAGUUUCGAUAUGGGGUACAGACGCCGCACCCUUCAUGCAGACACUUCAUUUCGGGUUUAGCGCAGGGGGUAUGAUUGGUCCACAAACGGCCAAGCCAUUUACCGCGCAGAAAUCCUGUUCACAACUGAACACUGCAGCAACAACUUCGACUAUCUUGCCCUUUACUAAUUCAACCACUUCUUGCGAUGAACAAUAUGGCGACACACAUAUCCAUUACGCGUAUUUAAUUGCUGGUAUUGGAUCCAUUUCUGCAUCACUCCCUUUCCUUGUAUUAUAUUGUUUGUCGCAAAGGUACCAAACAUAUGUAUCUACACCCUUAUUGAAUACAGAAAAACAGGAACAAAAACGCAGGUUGCCUGUACUCGCCAUGCGUAAGCAAAUAGUAUUCCUUGGACUGUUAACGACGUUGAUCAGUAUGUACACAUGCGUUGAGAAUAGGUUCUCGAGUCUUAUUACCACGUUUACGGAUGAAUACCUACAUAUGAACAAGGACGAUAGUCUUGAUUUGGCCACGGUUUUUUGGGCAGCCUUUGCAGCCGGCAGAUUUUGCAGCAUUCCAGUGACUUUCUUCCUGAAAACACGCAAUAUGAUAUUGAUAUAUUUGCUUUUCUUAACGGCCGUUGUCAUCGCACUUCUUAUCGCGUCGGUAUACGAUAUACGUCAACUGAUAUGGACAUGUACCGCUUGCGCGGGUCUUAGCAUGUCAGCCAUUUUUCCGGCAAUAUUUACGUGGACGACCGAAAGCGUUCUGACUGUUACCGGGAAGAUAUCGGCCACAUAUCUUGUCGGUGUGUCCGUGUUCAACAUGGUGUUUCCGCUACUCUAUGGAUUUUUAAUGAAUAACUAUUCGCAGAUGUACUUUGUGUAUUUGCUUCUUGGGCAGUCAGUGUUACUUUUGCCUUUCUAUGUAGCAAUAAGAAUGCUAAUACGAAUUUAUAUUAAGCCUUUCACACAACCGAAAGUAUCUGCAUAAAAUGAGCUUUUCGGAGAGGCAUAAAUGACAUCAAAAGACGUUAAACAGAACUGGAUACAUUCACUAUAUGUAAAAUAAGUUAUAUGUUAAUAAAUUGGUCAUUUACAAUAUAUGCGAUAUGUAUGUAUAUGCAAAUGUAUUAUUAUGGUGUCCGCCUUGCGACCGGGGGGUCACCGUGGGACGUUCUUUAGAUCUCCCCCAAAGACAUCAAGUACUGGUUCUAGGCCCAGGAAACGGACUCUAGAGCGUUUAUAUAAGGCUAAGGCUUUCGACGCAAUCGAGCUAAAAUAAAUAGGUUUAAAUUAAACUAAAUGUAUUAUCUGUUUUGAAAAGAAGGUAAAUGUAUUCGCAUCCAUGGCGUUACUUAAUUGUUUUAGGUGUACUUAUUUAUUCACGAACAGUCAAAACAUAAUGUCAGAGUUGUAGAUAAAAACAGAAGGAUUGCCUUAAUUUACCGACAUAAUAUCAAAGUGAUCAAAUAUCAAAUUGAAGAAACAACAAACUUCAUAUUCAUUUGAGAGAUUUUCUUGACUGAAUAAUAAUAUUUCAUAUUCUGACAAUUGAUUACAUAAUGUAAAACACAAUAUACACAUAUGCAUACAUGUAUAUUUCAAAAUAUAUAGAGGAAAGAAAUACAUUUGUUGUUAAAAUAUGUUUAUUUCGUGACUAUUUGUAAUAUAACUGAUUAUCGUUGGAAGGAAUAAAUCAUUUAUAAAUAAAACAAGUAUAACGCGUAAAAACAUAUAUAUAAACAUACAUAUUCGGAAUUUUUAUUUCAAUAUGACUGAAUAUCCCAUGCUUCAUUGGAAUCGUCACGGAGUGUUCUUUACGACGUUUAACCAUUGUGUUACUGGUAUAUAAACCCAUGAACUAUUAUUUUUCAAACGCGCAAGGAAAACAUUGUGCUAUCAAUACUUACAUGUAUGAAAUAACGUUGAAGAACAAAUAUUCCAUGUAAUCAAAAAAGAUUCCUUAGACCUUAUACAUAUCCUAGAUAAACAACAAACACACCGAUUUAAAUUGAAAAUACAUCUUGUAUUUGGGUAUAUGCGUACGACCAGCUGACACAUGUAUAACGCAUGACAUUAAACAAAUGUGAACACUUCACAUUUUGGCAUAGAUAUAAACCACAAUGUUAACUAACGCUCAUAUAGUUUACACAGAAAACAGAUUAUAUUUCUGCAGAUAAUCAUUUUCAUGAGAAAACUUGUCAAUAUUUAAUAUCCAAUAAAUUAUAAGAACUAUU